Molecule: messenger RNA, 1788 nt
Organism: Selaginella moellendorffii
Lineage: Eukaryota; Viridiplantae; Streptophyta; Lycopodiopsida; Selaginellales; Selaginellaceae
Product: subtilisin-like protease SBT3.4
Exons: 10
Coding region: 26-1339 (437 amino acids)
Biological process (GO): proteolysis
Molecular function (GO): serine-type endopeptidase activity
Source: RefSeq, a predicted model, not a curated record
UUCCAUUGCAUUGCACUCCUGAAGAAUGGCACCACUAACCGCUUUUCUUAUUCUUCUGGCUCAAAUCCAGUGCUCGAUGGGAGAGGUUUAUAUAGUCUACAUGGGGAAGAAAACCGUCGAAGACCACGAACUGGUAACGAAAUCCCAUCACGAAACGCUGGCCAGUGUGUUGGGAAGUGAAGAUUUGGCAAAAGGUGCUAUCUUGUACAGCUACCGGCAUGGAUUCAGCGGUUUCGCAGCAGAUAUGAAUCCAAGGCAUGCAAAAGCUUUGUCCAAGAUGCCUGGAGUUGUGUCUGUGUUCCGCAGCAAAAAGGUGAAGCUGCAUACAACUCACAGCUGGGACUUCCUUGGAUUGGAUGUCAUGAAGCCCAAAGGCAUUUUGCAAGAAUCGGGCUUCGGAGUGGACGUAAUUGUUGGGGUUGUGGAUUCAGGUGUAUGGCCUGAAGCUGAGAGUUUCAAUGACAAAUCAAUGCCAGCAGUUCCCACAAGAUGGAAGGGAAUAUGUCAAAUAGGCGAGAACUUCACGGCUUCAAACUGUAAUAGGAAACUUAUAGGAGCUCGAUAUUUCGACCAAAGUGUGGAUCCUAGCGUGGAGGAUUACAGAUCACCCAGGGACAAAAACUCUCACGGCACGCAUACAUCGUCGACCGCUGUAGGCAGGCUCGUUUACGGAGCCAGCGAUGAUGAAUUUGGCAGCGGAAUAGCUCGUGGUGGAGCACCAAUGGCCAGGCUUGCAAUGUACAAAUUCUAUGAAGAGAGUAGCAGCUUAGAAGCAGACAUUAUUUCUGCAAUCGACUACGCAAUUUAUGACGGAGUCGACAUCCUGUCCAUUUCUGCAGGCAUGGAAAAUACGUACGACUACAACACGGAUGGCAUUGCAAUUGCCGCAUUUCAUGCAGUCCAGAAUGGGAUUUUGGUUGUGGCAAGUGGUGGCAAUUCGGGACCAUAUCCGUCCACAAUCAUUAACACUGCUCCCUGGAUUCUGAGUGUGGGAGCAAGCACUAUUGACCGGGGUUUCCAUGCAAAGAUCGUUCUUCCCGACAAUGCUACCUCUUGCCAGGCAACGCCAUCACAGCACCGGACCGGUUCUGAAGUUGGAUUGCAUAGAAUUGCCUCUGGAGAGGAUGGCUAUUGCACAGAAGCGAGAUUGAAUGGUACCACCCUGAGAGGGAAGUAUGUCCUUUGCUUUGCUUCCAGCGCCGAGCUUCCCGUGGACAUGGAUGCUAUCGAAAAGGCUGGAGCCACCGGAAUUAUAAUCACCGAUACAGUCAGAUCGAUAACAGGAAGCUUGUCGCUCCCUAUAUUUGUAGUUCCAGUGCAUGCGGUGUGCAGCUCUUAGGUCACAGAUCACAUGAGAAAUCGUCAACGAUCUAUAUCCAUCCACCUGAAACUGUGACCGGGAUUGGACCAGCCCCUGCUGUUGCAACCUUCUCAGCCAGGGGACCAAACCCAAUUUCUCCUGAUAUUCUGAAGCCUGAUAUCAUUGCUCCUGGCGUUGACAUAAUCGCUGCUAUUCCUCCAAAAAGCCAUUCAAGCAGCUCAGCAAAGAGUUUUGGAGCGAAGAGUGGCACGUCCAUGUCCUGUCCUCACGUUUCCGGUGUUGCGGCUUUGCUUAAAUCCUUGCAUCCAGAUUGGAGCCCCUCCGCAAUCAAGUCUGCAAUUAUGACAACAGCUUGGAACAUGGACAACACAAGGGAUAUAAUAACUGAUAGUUUCACACUAAGUUAUUCCAACCCCUUCGGAUAUGGUGCAGGACACAUCAAUCCAACCAAAGCAGCAGAUCCAGGC